AUGGAGAAGAUGAGGAAAGGCUCGAUCUUGAUAGCAUAUGUGGUGUUGAUGUUGUUGUUGGUGUCUUCUUGUUUCUCUUGCACGACUAAAGAUAAUGGAUGCAAAGACUGCAUUCUUAAACAGUUAAAGUGCGAUUGUCCGAAUUGUAAAUCCGUGUUACGUUGCAUGGCUGGCUGUCUAUGGCACGGAUCAUCCCAAGUUAAGUGCAUAAAGAAGUGUGACUCAUGCAAAAGUGGGCCACGCUUAUCAAAAUGUAAGAAAUGCAUGAAUGAAUGCAAGUGUAGCUGUGUCACCUAUUCAACGUAGGUGAUCUUAUGAUCAUGGAAAAUAAAUGGUGGAUUUUGUACCAUCCAUCUUGCAUGAAAGUGGGGUGCUCUCUCUCUCUCUCUCAAUGAUAUAUCAUAACUUGUGGUAA
Messenger RNA from Magnolia sinica, 415 nucleotides. RefSeq lists its product as uncharacterized. NCBI's taxonomy places the organism in Eukaryota, Viridiplantae, Streptophyta, Magnoliopsida, Magnoliales, Magnoliaceae. The record is from RefSeq and is a predicted model, not a curated record. The coding region runs from base 1 to 306 and encodes 101 amino acids. The transcript has a single exon.